AGCUCCUCCCCUUCCCUGCCUCCUCUGUCGCUCCCUCACUUACUUUUGGUCCCUCUCAUAAUCUUUGCCUACUAUCUGACCACACAGAACCGCUGUGGCUUUCUGCUGCUGCUCGUCUUCAAAUCAUGGGAUAGUGACAGCACUUCAGCUGAGAUUUGGACAAUGUCAAUGGAGCUGUUCAAUGGGCACUUUCCCUCUCAUCUCAUUUGAGGAUUACCACAGGAAGAGUGUGUCUGCAUGUGGUUGUGUAUGUGUCGGUCCAGCACCAUGCCUGCUUCUGAUGGUCUCGGGUCCUGCAGCAGGAGUGGAUCAUCAUGAGAGGGGGUCACCACCAGCGAGGGUGUGGUUGUCAGCACCUGUUCAGAAAACUGCUCAGCAAAUGUGGCUGCUGCAUUGUCCGAGUCAGAGCAGAGUCGUACUCUGUGGCGGGCAGUGACGGUAGUAUCAACCCAUCAGCGGGCCCUGUGCCCCACCAAGCCUCAGGCAACUCCAGCCCCUGCUCACACUCCUCGUCUGGAGGAUCACGGCACCCUGUCAGCGCUCUGAAGAAGUGGCUCACCAACCCCGUCCGCAAACUGAGCUCUGAUGCCAGAGGAGGAGCAGGAAAAGCUGAGAAGCAGAUGUGCAGGUCAGACGGGAGGCAGCCGCCAUUGGUUCUUUCCCACAAUGAGGCUCAGCUGAGGCCUCUGGAGCCACUCACUAACUACAGCAUCCUCCCCUCUGGAGACACGAUGUGGGGAGACGGUCUGUCAAGUCCAGCAGCUUCUUCCCCUACCCAGCCGUCCUGUCAGAGCCAUGUAUCCUCCCUCCUGCAAGGCAAAGAAACACAGAGUCUGAGUCAAAAAUCCAGCAUCAACACUCUCCAGGGCGAAGACAGCUGCGCCGUGACUGAUGACUCAGGAAGUCAGUGGUCUGCCACGGUGGACAGUGAAGAGGAGAGAAACGUUGCCUUAGAGAAGAGCAUAUACGUGCUCACAGAGCUGAUAGAGACAGAGAGGUUGUAUGUGGAAGAUCUUGGACUCAUAGUGCAGGGCUACAUGACCAGUAUGUCCAAUCAAGGAGUUCCGGAGGACAUGAAGGGGAAGGACAGGAUUGUGUUUGGAAACAUCCACCAGAUCUAUGACUGGCAUAAAGAUUAUUUCCUGGGAGAGCUGGAGAAGUGUGUGGUGGAUCCAGACAGCCUGUCCCAGCUCUUCAUCAAACACGAGCGGCGUCUUCACAUGUAUGUUGUUUACUGUCAGAACAAACCCAAGUCAGAGCAUAUUGUCUCUGAGUACAUUGAGACCUACUUCGAGGAUCUCAGGCAGCAGUUGGGUCACAGGCUGCAGCUCAAUGACCUGCUCAUCAAACCUGUUCAGAGGAUCAUGAAGUAUCAGCUGCUGCUGAAGGAUUUCCUGAAGCACUACAGUAAAGCAGGGAUGGAUGUUGAGGAGCUGCAGAGGGCUGUGGAGGUGAUGUGUUUUGUGCCAAAACGCUGCAAUGAUAUGAUGAAUGUCGGCCGGCUUCAAGGUUUCGAGGGUAAAAUCACAGCUCAGGGGAAGCUGCUCCAGCAGGACACCUUCUCCGUCAGCGAUCAGGAAAGUGGCUGCGUGUCCAGAGCCAGGGAGAGGCGGGUUUUCCUAUUUGAGCAGCUAGUCAUCUUCAGCGAGCCAAUCGACAAGAAAAAAGGCUUCAUAUUGCCGGGAUACACUUUUAAAAACAGCAUCAAGGUCAGCUGUUUGGGUGUGGAGGAGCACACAGAAGACGAUCUGUGCUGUCUGGUCCUGACCUCCCGGGGGAAUGACGGCAGCGUGGCACGCUUCAUCAUGCAGGCAUCGUCUCCAGAAACCCAGCUGGCUUGGUUCAGCGACGUGGUCCAGAUCCUAGAGAACCAGAGGAACUUUCUAAAUGCUCUUCAGUCCCCGAUAGAGUACCAGCGCAGAGAAAGCAAGUCAAACAGUCUGGGCAGAAACAUGAGGUCUCCAUCCGUGUCAGCAUCUGGCCUGGGACCUCAGUUGUCAGCCUCCAUGGACCGACGUCAGCAGCCCUGCCUGUUGUCCUACAACACCUCCCUGCCCUCUCUGCAUCCGCCCCAGCACAGCCCUGCCAACAAGGUGGUUUCCAACCCUUGUGCUGUGACACCUCGAGCAGCUCACCUGCCGCUCUCCUCCCACCAGCCGCUUAGUUUGAGCUCAGAGGUGAGACUCGACCGUGGGAUCAACGGUCUGGCUCCCUGCAGCCCACACAGCCUGCAGACUUCCACCAGGAGGAGGAAAUGGUUUGAUCACCGACCUCCUAUUAAUCAGGUUUAUCUGGCCUGAUUCCACAAAGUCCUUCUUGUCCUUUCUUCUCCCUCUUGGUGUUUUUGGAUCUGCAGAGUUUCCAUCCGGCUUUGGGUGCAGACACACAAACGUGUUUCCUUUUUACCUAAGCUCAUCUGAGGUGUUGAUCCUCCAGUCUUCAAGACUUUCCUAAACUGUUAUGACUCAUUGUCGGUUUCUCAACAGCAUGACUCUCCAGUAUCUGACAGACACUCCUAUUAUCUUUAAAGUAAAAUCCAGCACCAGCGGUUAAACAAACCUUCAUGCAUCUUCUUUGGAGAAGAACAAAAAUGGGCAUUUCUUUGUACGUAGGUCCUUUUAAAAGCUGUGGUAAUCACUAUUUCUGUAACAACAAUGUAUCACGUGACUUUGGGAGUGUGAUGAAUGCACAAAGAAGUAUCAUCGGCCUCUGCAGUUUUUCCCAGUGCUCAGUGUUUUAGCAUCUUUCAGUUCACUGUAUUGGUUGCCGAACCCACAACUUUAUUUCACAGCAGAUAAAUCUUUUAUAUGAAACAACAAUCUAUAAACCUAAUAAACGAGCUCAUCGCCCAAAGCCGGACAACUUGCUGCUGAACAUAGUGAAUUGUUUAGCUUUUUCUCAGUAUUCGGUGGAGACCAAAAACAGAGCUAAAAGGAGACGGGAUACUGGACUUACUUUCACCAGGUGGCCAGAAACAUGACUACAAAUCCCAAAUGAGUGAUAAUGUUGCUCCAUGUCUCCUGGAAGGUGUAGUAACAUGUCAAAGUUGCCUUUACAGCUUGUUCUGCUGCCCCCAGGUGGCCAAAAAAAAUAAAUGAUAAACAGUCUUUGUUUAUGAUUUAUGAUUUUUAAUGUUUAGUUAGUUAUGAGUAAUGUAUUGUAAGUUUAAAAUGAUGUCAACGUUUUAUCCUCUGGUAGUCUAUAAAUAAGAACAACAGAUGUUGGAUUGAAAAGGAGACAAUAUUGAGGCAGUUCUUCAUAGAAUUAUACACGCAAAGCUGUUCAUACCUUUCGUAAUCUAUCAUACAAACCGUUUCAUGAGAAUACGUUGAAAUAAUGAACUCAUUGCUGUUUAUUCUCCCCUAAGUGUGUGACUGCUAACUUACAAGCGACCAUGUUAAAGGCUGAGGGCCGGACUUAUUCAGCACAUCAGCCAAACAACCUGGACCGGCUCACGGAGAGCGAGCAGUGACACCCUGUGAUGACGCAUGAACUCACUUUGUCUGGAUUCAGCUCCCGAGUUCUUUGUCAGCAUGAUUUGACUCUUUCACUCCUCUUUCAUCAAGGUGUCAGCGUCCUCACUUCAUGUCCCACAAUGACUUCCAUGCAGGGUCCGAUCUGGAUCUAAUUAGGCUUUUGUCCAUUCUGCACACCCUGCAUAUUCACAUCUACAGAGGAUGACAUGAGAUGAAAUGUGAAAAUACAGUUCUGAAGCACCACGGACACUCUACUUUUUUGUUUAUGUAUACAUUUUGUUAAAUUUUUCCUCCAUGAUUAUUUUUGUAAAAGAUCAUAUUUUUCAUAAAGGACCAAAUACACUUUAUUCUCCCCCAGAACUGUGCUCACAGUCCUGCGCUGUGUCCUAAAAAUGACUGUUUCCUUGAAUUCACUGGGCGACCGUAGAUUCCAGCCUCACUGUGGGAUCUGAAUCCAUACGAGUUGUUUUGUGUGUCUGUGAAUUCCUUCAACAUAACAAAUUAGCUUGUGCUUCCCCAUUGGUGAGCUAUUUAAAUCCGGCUAUUGUUAGAGCGUUAUCUGCACUCAACACACACGCGUCACACAAAGCGUGUGUCAAAGUCAAGCAGAAAGAAAAAAAAAAGGGAACAAAGUUAAAACGGAGGUGCUCACAAGUCACUGUCGUCUUGUAUGUAAAUACUCUCAUGUCAGUUCAACUGUGACUUGUUAUGUCCUGAUACACAGAAAUAAAAAGACAUGCUGUUCAGAUAA
Molecule: messenger RNA, 4227 nt
Organism: Pleuronectes platessa (European plaice)
Lineage: Eukaryota; Metazoa; Chordata; Actinopteri; Pleuronectiformes; Pleuronectidae
Gene: arhgef25b
Product: Rho guanine nucleotide exchange factor (GEF) 25b
Exons: 16
Coding region: 315-2300 (661 amino acids)
Biological process (GO): axon guidance
Cellular component (GO): plasma membrane; cytoplasm
Molecular function (GO): guanyl-nucleotide exchange factor activity
Source: RefSeq, a predicted model, not a curated record